Messenger RNA from Branchiostoma floridae (Florida lancelet), 3339 nucleotides. RefSeq names its product hemicentin-1-like. The coding region runs from base 746 to 2302 and encodes 518 amino acids. The record is from RefSeq and is a predicted model, not a curated record. Gene Ontology annotation, cellular component: cell-cell junction. Gene Ontology annotation, molecular function: cell adhesion molecule binding. Lineage: Eukaryota; Metazoa; Chordata; Leptocardii; Amphioxiformes; Branchiostomatidae. The transcript has 9 exons. Gene Ontology annotation, biological process: cell-cell adhesion.
GUUUCGCGCAGUGCCGACCAGUAAUUCAGACCCGCUAACACCCCUCCAAAUCCACCUGCGGCCGCCUGGGUCGCGGAGGAUUACCGUGACUUCAUCCCGCGAGGAUUACGGACACUUUAACUCCGCGACUCUCCUGUCCCGCCGACUUAACGGUAGAGAGCGAUUGUGAAAUCCUCAGGAUUUUGUCAAACAGAUGUGCCUCCAAUGUCGCUCCCGAUACAGAAGGGAAGUAAGCCCGCCUUCGGCACAGUCACUGCACCUCGUGUCACCACACGCGACUCGCGAGCAACCCUAACCCUCAUAAUGGGCCGUUUCUGCUAACAACUGCCUGUUGUAGACCAGUGGGGGAUAAGGAAACGGAUGGAACAAGCGUACAUCCACAGCACGCUGGGAGACCGAGGAACUGCCAGUGCGAAUUGGGAGGUCUAAUUGGUAGAGCUCGUCGUAUCGUGAGCCCUGAUGGCAGUGAUUGCUUCCGCGGGGGAAAACAAUUUCGGUUUGAUAACGAGUAUUUGACUGAAGCCUGCUGGAAGAGGAGGCGAUCGGAAGAGAGAGAAAGUUGUCGUUCUCACGUCGUACCGUUAGACACGAAACAUUCAUGCGGGAUGUGUAUGUGUGGCCGUACGUGUGAAACAUGAGGGAACCCCGUAACGUCAGGACUGGUCAGCAUCUCAUGGUAAUCAUCAACAUCGGCAAAGUGCUCUUCACCUCCCGAUCGACCCGCAAACAGACACGUUAAGGAAAAAUGGGUCCAGGCUUCGAGAAGAUGUGCCGUAUUCUCCGCCUGAGCGUGAUUUUUACCACCGCGUCGCUAUCAGUUGGCGCCACCGAGUCGGACAUCGGGCUGACCGUGCCUACCAAUGUGCACACUAUCGCGGGAGACCAAGUCACUCUUCCCGCCACCUACACCACUAGGCGGAGAGUGAUGGCGAUCACGUGGCACAAGAUGGACGCCAAGACCACGGAAAGGACAUUGAUCUACUCGUACUAUCCACAGGAGGACGCCCGCGAGUCUUUCGGACAAUACAUCGGCAGGACGAACCUUGUCGGAAAGGCGUCGCUGACGAUCAGCCCUACCAAACCGGAGGACGAGGGCAAGUACGUGGUCAUGAUCCUGGCCAAAGGGGUGGGCAGCGCCGAAGAUGUCGUAAACCUGUCCGUCAUGGUUCCUCCCACGGUGAGAGUAGGACCACUGGAGAAUUACGUGAUUUCCUUUGGGCGGACCGCGUCCCUGCAGUGUGUGGUGACGGGAGCCAAGCCGAACAUCACCGUGCUGUACUGGGAGAAGGACGGCCUGAGGAUCAGUACGUCCAGGUACAGUAGGAAGUACUCUGGGGGUACUUUGGACCACCCAAACCUGAGGAUCAGUCACGUGACCAGAGAGGAUGCCGGGAAGUACUCCUGCCUUGUGCAACAUCCUGUGUCUGACGUCAGAGCCACGAUGAAGAUGAAAGUACUUUACCCAGCAUCUAUUAUCAGUAUCUCGGAGUCAGUGACAGCCAUGGUCUCUGACACUGUCACCAUACAAUGUGUAGCCGAUGGUGACCCCACACCCAAUAUCACGUGGACCAAGAACGGAAGGCGCCUGCGCAGUCAAUCCAGCGUGAUGUCACGUGACGUGGUCGUGGCGUCUGUCCGGGUGUCAAAGGUCAGGGUGAACGACAGCGGGACGUAUCUGUGUAAAGCGAACAACGGUGUCGGCAGCGACAGCACAAAGUCUCUUACUCUAACCAUACAGCAAUUGAAACGACGAGUACCGUUCUCAACACUAGCUGUGAUAGUUGGCGCCACGGCUGGCGGCUUAUGGCUAGUCGUGUGUGUAGGAUUCGCUAUCUACUGCGCCAGGCGGAGAAAGCGAGAAAAGGAGAAGAAAAAGUUUGCAUUCUAUUACAACAUCGGUCGAAGGCAGCCUGGCGUAGGAGAUGCUACGGCUGACGAUGACAAGGAGCCCCCUCCGUACUCCGCGAUGCCAGCAAAACCAGACAACAAGGCGUCCAGCUACGGCGGUAUCAAUACCAUCAGGAAGUCCAUUGGGAGGAAAGACAGGAGAUAUGCUCGAGCCAUGUUCGCCUAUCGUCCACGAGAGGACAAUGAGUUGCCUCUAGAGACCGAUGACAUCAUCGAGGUGCUGGAGGGGGAAGAUGGCGGCUGGUGCCUGGGUUACCUGAGCGGCAGGAUAGGCCUGUUCCCCUCUAACUAUGUCAAGUUUGUGACCACAAGUGAAGUUCUCGCCAUGAAAUCUGGCGCGACGUGCCAGAUGGUAGCCCUACAGGAGACCGUGGGUUCCAAAAGAUCCAUCUGAUGGUGGCUGCCUCCCAACACGUGCUUGUAACCCUCAUACGAUUCUACACGCGUCGACAGGACUCCCAUUCCCCGAAGGGAAAAGACUCGGCCACUGACAGAGAAUCUGAUAGAUGUUGGCAGACUAGCCCGAGCACUGGAGAUUGAGGUGUAAUCUCGCCCGCAAUGAUGCCAAGGGUUCCGUACACGUACGUGAGAAUCACCUCAAAUAAUACGCCGUCCACUUCACUUGAUCGCCUGCGGGGGGAGAUUCUACUCGCUCAUCCAUCUAAACGGAAUAGCUUCGCCACACAUAAUCUAGUUUGUAAAAGAAUGGAGAAAUUUUAGAAGGCAAGUGUAGUGUGAGGAAUGUCACAAUGGUUCUAAAUAGAUCACACGGCCAGAUAAUUUUUAAUUUUUAGCUGGAGCUAAAUCUUUGUGAUUUUCCUUACGUAACACGUCCCAUACGUAUAUUACGGCCGCGCUCCGUUUGCACCUUUAUUACAGCUUGUCGUAUAGGGGCAGAAUAUUGAAUUUCGACACCAACAGAGUGUAGCAAAAUAUAUUUACCAUCACGGUGCAAGGGGAUUGAGUCGAAAGGUCUUCGCUACUUUUCCUUUGCACGGGAUCUUCAUCUACCGGCCAUAAUGUACUAACUGACAUACAGCAGAAUCCCAGAGAGCGGUACAGGGAUAUUAUUGGUAAAUGUCAAACGGCGCAUCCUUGUUUUUAGUUUGAUGUUGAGACGCUUGGACAGAAAUUGGAAGUUCCCGUCGCUCAUCGAUCGUAUAAAGUGGAAGAAGAGUUUUUACCUGCACUGCCUCACAUUGCUGGCUCAUGUUCAAGUUACACCAAGCAUCCAACUUGUGUCAUGAUUGAUUUUCUUGUGCAUUUUUACGUUAUGUAAAGGUGGGCGGUGUUUUAAAGGCUAGAUUGUAUUAAACAGUGUGUGAAUAUAAAUGUCUUGGUCGUUCAUUGUGUGGUUUCUGCUUCUAGCAUUCGUGCAGUUUGAGUGUCAAAUAGUAAGAGUUGUAGCCUGCUUCCAAUCUGCCGAACAAU